CUCCAAUGCUGUUCACGCUUCUUCUCGAAGCCAUCCCUCCGAAGCAGGAACACCAUCUUUGCCCUGGGCACCUGUGGUGCUGUCAUCUCACCGGCCGAGCUGGAGGCCCCGAUCCUAGUGCCCCAUACUGCCCAACGUGGAGAGCAGAGGUAUCCGUUCGAAGCGCUCUUCUGAAGCCAGCACUAAGCUCCCAAUUCUUGCCGUGAAUAUCUUUUCAUCUGUGAAUUUUUCAUCGUGUCUGGCCCGGCUGCACAUGACCUGUUCCACGCCGUCAUGGGCCGCACGCUCUCCAUGACACUGAAACACCUGGAGUCCUACUUGGCUCUGACACACCAGGCACGGGUUUUUCUCUGUAUCCACAUUGUUCUCCGGUUCCGCAACAUUGCAGCGAAGAGGGACGUCCCUGCCCUGGACAGGUACUGGGAGCAGGCGCUUGCCUUGCUGUGGCCUCGGUUUGAGCUGAUCCUGGAGAUGAAUGUCCAGAGUGUCCACAGCACUGACCCCCAGCGCCUUGGGGGACUGGACACUUGGCCUCAGUAUGGGGCACUGACCCAGCUGAUCCAGCUCUACCAUGGCUUCCACCGGGUGCUGUCCCAGCCCCAGCUCCGUGCACUCCCGGCCAGGGCUGAGCUCAUCAACAUCCAUCACCUCAUGGUGGAGCUGAAGAAACACAAGCCGAACUCCUGA
Mus caroli (Ryukyu mouse) is the source of this 687-nucleotide messenger RNA. The record is from RefSeq and is a predicted model, not a curated record. Lineage: Eukaryota; Metazoa; Chordata; Mammalia; Rodentia; Muridae.